Molecule: messenger RNA, 1972 nt
Organism: Anopheles maculipalpis
Lineage: Eukaryota; Metazoa; Arthropoda; Insecta; Diptera; Culicidae
Gene: dbo
Product: kelch-like protein diablo
Exons: 6
Coding region: 160-1932 (590 amino acids)
Molecular function (GO): protein binding
Source: RefSeq, a predicted model, not a curated record
GGCGGGUUUUACGGUGUGGACGGCAGAGAGGUACGGCAAGAGUGUGUAGUACGAAGAGCAGCCAACUUCCGCUCGCCGCCGAGGUGUGAAUAAAAAGUUACAAAGAUAGAUACCGUGUGGGGUUGGGCCUCUGCCCCGCUGCGCCUAGCGGCCAACAGAAUGGGUGACGUACUAAUAUCGGAUCGGCCACCGUCACCGGCGAGCAGACUAUCACACACCUCGGAGAAGCAUCCCCGGGUGACGUUGCAGGAGCUGAACGUGCUGCGCCGUCACCGGGAGCUCUGCGAUGUCGUUAUCAACGUGAAGGGACGCAAAAUCUUCGCACAUCGCGUCAUCCUGUCCGCCUGCAGUCCCUACUUCCGGGCAAUGUUUACGGGAGAGUUGGAAGAAUCGCGCCAAACGGAAGUUACCAUCUGCGACAUCGACGAAAAUGCGAUGGAACUGUUGAUUGACUUUUGCUACACAUCCCACAUCGUGGUGGAAGAGUCGAACGUGCAACCAUUACUGCCGGCCGCCUGUCUACUGCAGCUCGCCGAAAUACAGGACAUAUGUUGCGAGUUUCUCAAGCGCCAGCUCGAUCCGGAAAACUGUCUCGGCAUCAGGGCGUUCGCGGAUACACACUCGUGCCGGGAACUGUUACGAAUUGCGGACAAAUUCACCCAACACAACUUCCAGGAGGUGAUGGAGAGUGAAGAAUUUCUGUUGCUUCCGGUCGGACAGUUGGUGGACAUUAUAUGUAGCGAUGAGCUGAACGUACGUUCGGAGGAGCAAGUUUUCAAUGCCGUUAUGGCGUGGCUAAAGUAUAACGUUGCCGAUCGAAGACAGCAUUUGGCGCAGGUGCUGCAACACGUCCGGAUGCCACUGCUUAGUCCAAAGUUUCUUGUCGGUACGGUUGGUUCGGAUUUGCUGGUACGAUCCGAUGAAGCUUGCCGGGAUUUGGUGGAUGAAGCGAAGAACUAUCUGCUGCUACCACAGGAACGUCCGCUAAUGCAAGGACCUCGCACACGUCCCCGGAAACCUACCCGCCGCGGAGAGGUACUGUUUGCGGUUGGUGGUUGGUGUUCGGGUGAUGCGAUUGCUUCCGUGGAACGAUUCGAUCCGGAAACGGCCGACUGGAAGAUGGUGGCACCGAUGAGUAAGCGACGCUGUGGUGUUGGUGUAGCUGUGCUGAACGAUCUGCUGUACGCGGUCGGUGGACACGAUGGGCAAAGUUAUCUGAACAGCAUCGAACGGUACGAUCCGCAGACGAACCAGUGGUCGUGUGAUGUGGCACCGACUACCAGCUGUCGCACCAGUGUUGGGGUGGCCGUGUUGGAUGGUUUCCUGUACGCGGUCGGUGGGCAGGAUGGUGUGCAGUGUUUGAAUCACGUCGAACGAUACGACCCGAAAGAGAACAAAUGGUCCAAGGUAGCGCCAAUGACGACACGACGACUUGGAGUCGCGGUGGCUGUGCUUGGCGGCUAUCUGUACGCGAUCGGUGGUUCGGAUGGACAGUGUCCGUUAAAUACAGUCGAACGAUACGACCCACGGCAGAACAAAUGGUGCGCCGUUAGUCCAAUGUCGACGCGAAGGAAACAUCUUGGCUGUGCGGUGUUUAACAACUUUAUCUAUGCGGUGGGAGGACGCGACGAUUGUAUGGAACUGUCGUCGGCGGAGCGGUACAAUCCACACACCAACUCCUGGAGCCCGAUCGUCGCGAUGACGUCCAGACGCAGUGGGGUUGGACUAGCGGUAGUUAACGGUCAAUUGUAUGCCGUCGGUGGCUUUGACGGUACUGCCUAUCUGAAGACGAUCGAGGUAUACGAUCCGGAAACGAAUCAGUGGCGCCUGUGCGGCUGCAUGAACUAUCGCCGGCUCGGUGGUGGUGUCGGUGUGAUGCGUGCACCCCAAACCGAGAACUACAUGUGGAUUCGCAAAGAUUCCGUUGUUUAACAUACACACAAAACACAUUCGGCCAGCAUUCUGUUCUACG